UGUAGCCGAACGACGCUCCCACACCCAGGCUCCAUGCCGCGGGCGCCCCCGCUUCCCGCGCUGCUCACCGGCCUCGCCCACCGCGUGACAUCCCCAGCGGCGGCGAGGCAGCUCCACGCGCAGCUCCUCCUCCGCGGCCUCCCGCUCCCCGCCCGCGCCGCCGUCACCCUCAUCGCCGCCUCCUCCUGCCCACGCUACGCCUGCGCCGUCUUCCACAGCGUCCCGGCCGCCUCCGCAAACGUCUACCUCUGGACGGCCACCAUCUCCUCCUACGCGAAGCACGCCUCCCCGGCGCUCGCGGCCGAGGCGUUCGCGCUCUUCCGCCUCAUGCUCCGCUCGGGCCCGCCGCCGAACGCCUUCACCCUCACCUCCCUCCUCAAGUCCCUGUCCCCCCUCCGAGCGGUACACGAGGUGCGCCAGGCGCAUGCCUUCCUCCUAAAGUCCGCGCUGGGCUCCUCCGUGCACGUCGGCGCGGCAUUGCUCGAUUCCUAUGGAACUCUUGGCCAGGCGCACGAUGCACGGACCAUGUUCGACGAAAUCCCCACAAAAAACGUGGUUGUCGGCAACUCCAUGGUAUCAUGCUACGUCAGAGGAGGGCAACUGGAGGCUGCGCGGGAGGUGUUCGACGGGAUGGCGGAGAGGGACGCGAUCUCGUGGAACACGCUCAUGUCAGGGUACCUGCGGCGGGGCGACGCCGAUGCCGCGAGGGCUCUGUUCGACGAGAUGCCGCGGAGAAACGUGAACAGCUGGAACAUGAUGAUCGCCGCGUGCUCGGGAGCCGGGCUGUGGGGUGACUCCGUAGGGGCGUUCAAUCGGAUGCGGCUCGUGGGUUUCCAGCCUGACGCCGCGACGAUGGCGGUGCUGAUGUCCGCGUGUGCGCAGCUUGGUUUCAUGUCGGUUGCAAAGCAAGUGCACGGACUCUUGCGGAAGGGCUGUGUCGAGAUGAACUGCCACGUGCGGAACUCUUUGGUUGACAUGAUUGCCAAGUGUGGCUGCAUUGGUGAAGCUCGUUCCUUGUUUGCCGAGACGCGUCCGAAGGAUGUCGUGUCUUACAAUGUGAUGGUCUGUGCUCUUGCGCAACAUGGACAUGGCAAAGAUGCUCUGAAGCUUUUUAACAAGAUGACUGCAGAGGAAGGGAUGCAGCCUGAUGCAGUCACAUUUCUCGGUGUCUUGUCAGCUUGUGCUCAUGCGGGGCUUGUGGACGAUGGUGAACACUAUUUUCAGUCCAUGGGAACUACGUAUGCAAUUCAGAAAUCUGCAGACCACUAUGCUUGCAUGGUGGAUCUCUAUGGCCGAGCCGGGUUGAUUGAAGAAGCACACCGCUUUGUGAAGGUAAUGCCAGUGAAGCCACAUGCAGGUGUAUGGGGAGCAUUGCUCAAUGCCUGCCGUAAGCAUUGCAACGUUGAUGUAGGUGACAUCGCCGCAAGAGAACUCGUCAGGAUAGAACCGUUGAAUCCGGGCAACUACAUUCUCCAUGCCAAUACACUAGCUCGAAGUCAGCGAUGGGAUGCUGUUGAGGACGUACGGCGGUUGAUGAGGGGAAAUAUUAAUGAAAAAAAUACAGGGUUCAGCUGGGUUGAAGUGGACACUGUUGUUCAUGAGUUCUUGGCGGGGGAUUUUAGCCAUCCCAGUUUUGAUCAAAUUUACAAUAUCCUGGACCAUCUGUAUCUCCAACUGACUUGAGAUUGUUUAUGCUUGAAGGAGUGGAGAGGUCGUUGUUUCUUCUCACUGCUAAAUGUCAUUAGCGGCAGGAUAUCACAUGUGUCCUCAAGUUUGUAUCCAACUAACCAUGCACUUCAACAAGAAGAGGUGUAUGUGAAGGCGAAAGCUACACCUGAAGUGGAACCUCCAAGCGGUGCUAUCUCAACUCUCAAGGAUGGUUUGUUCCAUAAUGUUGACAGAAAUACAGCAACUUAAAAAUGUGCCAAACUAACCCAUGCUGUACCAUACUUAGACAAAAUAUUAAGGAUAGGACUUGCACUCUUUUGCUUCUUAACUGCUCUUGUGAUGAGGAGGUUUGAUUUUGGAUUACUGGCUUUGCACAUAUCGACAUCUGUGCACCGAUUAGAUCGCAUAGAAAGCUGCUGAAUCUUGGCUGGAGGCAGGAUAAAUGCGUGAAAGUAACUGUAACUCAAAUUCAGUGAUAUGUUCAGAGUUUUACUGGUCUGCCAUGGAAUAUUCCGAUGAGUCCAAGCGAUACAGGUAUUGUUAACUAUUGUGAGAAGGUUUACAUGUACCUGAAGUUUGGCAAGCUUGUUGCUAGGGUAUGCACUGACAGGUUUAAAUGCCUGUUUUACCCCGGGAAGAAGAAACAGGACUACCGCGCUGCAAAGGUGAAGGCAAACCACCAGGACCUGGCUAAUCUUCUCAAGACUGAUCAUGCUGAUGCAGCAGGAUCAUUGUCCGCGCGACAAGUCGAUGCACUGAUUAAUCCUCUUAAGCCCGUGCAAGAACAAGAACUGUUUAUUUGGCCUGGAUGGACAUCCUUUCCAAUGUGCCAGCGGAGCAAACAGAGAUAGGUGGAGCCACUCUAAUGCAGCUGCUAGCUGAUUUCAGACCCCCGUGUUUUAAUGUUGCGCAUUGUAUCAAAGGGUACACUGGCUUUGCGGUCGUCUGUUUCGAGAAGGAUUGGAUUGGGUUUAAAUGCCUACAAAUGACGUCAUUUGGUUGAAGUGGAUUGGAAUCAGGUGAUUGACAUGGAAAGUACAUUUUUUGUUAGCUGGCAAGAGACGAGGAUUAGAAUGCCAAUGAUCCAGUUUGUUGGUUCUUGUCAGAAAAUGGUGAGCUAAAGACAAUGUUUGGACUGCAACUUGAACGUCCGGAAGACUGAGACUCUCAUAACUAAUUUGACAAACCAGAUUAGUGCUAAGAGCAAGUAUUUACUGUAACUUGAGUGCAAGUGUAAUCAGAUGGAUCUUGGUUUUUAGAGGGCCAUAGAAGACGGUAACUGGCUGCACCAACGCUACAAUGAAUGUACCCUCAUGGAGCUGCACUAAUGGAAAAGUCUCAUGCUGUAGCUGUAUGGAUGAUUAUACUCUUUUACAUUGCCACCAUGAUCAUUUCUACUUUUUAAUUUUGUCUUUUUCUGCAGAAAUGGGAAAUAUACAGUGUU
Messenger RNA from Lolium perenne, 3112 nucleotides. Its product is annotated as pentatricopeptide repeat-containing protein At5g66520-like. Gene Ontology annotation, molecular function: protein binding; RNA binding. Gene Ontology annotation, biological process: RNA modification. Lineage: Eukaryota; Viridiplantae; Streptophyta; Magnoliopsida; Poales; Poaceae. The record is from RefSeq and is a predicted model, not a curated record.